This is a messenger RNA of Egretta garzetta (little egret), 2966 nucleotides long. RefSeq lists its product as uncharacterized. Bases 257 to 1057 code for a protein of 266 amino acids. The transcript is spliced from 5 exons. Lineage: Eukaryota; Metazoa; Chordata; Aves; Pelecaniformes; Ardeidae. The record is from RefSeq and is a predicted model, not a curated record.
CACAUCUCUCACUGUGUGCAGGCUCCUGUGCACACCCUUGCUCUGGCUGUGGCUCCCCAAAGGGCUCUCUCCCCUACUUGUAAAGACUACUCAUUCACCAGCCAACUGCUAAGUUAGGUCCCCUCUCUCAUGUUAAAAUUCCUCCUGUCCCAGUUAGUCUCUUUCAACACAACUAUCUGCAGGUUGUCCACAAUCCCCUUUCUUAAACUACCCUUCAGGCUCUUGGGUUGCUUUUUUCAAGCUCAGGUUUUUGCGCAUGUUAACUCUCAAAAAGGUUCUGAUAACCUUCCAAACAAAGAAAUCUUUGCUUUCCUUCUUCACACCACCAUCAAGCCACAAAACCAGCUGCUUAAGCCCACUGUGUAAUUUCUAUUAUAUGUUGGCUGUACUCUUCAUAGUUCAAAUAUACAUAGAUUAUCAAGGAAAGAUUGCUGUAAAAAUACACUGGAUCUGUUUAUUAUGGAAUGUUAUCAUCUUUCCGUUGCUAGUAAAAUUAAUUACAACUCAUUUUUUAUUAGUGUUUAGUCUGCGAGAAACACUGAAAUGCUAUUUACUGACUGAAGAUUCAAAAACAGUUCAUUUUGACAUAGAUGAAGAUGGUAAUUAUGAAAUAUCAACCAAGGAUUCGCAAUCCCAUGAAGAUAUUGCAUGGUUAAGUGUGUUUACAAGGAAUGAACAAGCGGUUACUGAUUCUAAAAAUUUGGUGAUCCUCACACAAAGAUCAAAGCUUAAUGAAUUUGUCCUAUUGUGCAAGGGUAAGACGCAUCUCUCUCUGAAGGUCUUAAAAGCAUCCUGUUCAGAGCCAGAUUAUCCUUCAGUGGAAAGUUGCAACGUGAAUGCAUGCAGCCAUGAAGAUCCUGACUUCAAACAGCUGAGUGAAGAUAAUCACUUUUUCAUCAUGCAUUACCAAGGAGAUUCAGUGCAGUUCCAGUGCUAUGAAGAUACAAGAUAUUACCUGCAUGUGAAUGACGACUCACUUGAUAUUCGCAAGCCAGAAAAAGAAACCAACGGGGACAAAAAUUUUUACUUCAGGGUGUCAUAUUUAGAGGAAAAGUAACUUGUCUACCUUUCAGUGGCCUAAGUGUCCACACAACUCCUAUAAUAAGCUAACAGAAGAGAAGGAAGGUUGAGAUCAACUGAUUUCCAUUUUGGCUUAAUUUUUACUUUUUUGUAAUCUCUUGAGUCACCAUGUUGCAUGAGCAACAUCCUUUAUUUCUGUACUUUCAAUAGGAAAAGAGGAAAGCUAAGUUUGAAAAACAUACUAACAGAUCAAUCUUUUUGUGUCUUACCUGCACAAUUGUGGUUUUAAGGAACUGAAUUGUUCUGGAAGGGGAAAAAUACACAGGGGAUAUUUUGGAGACAGGGGAAAAAGAAGGAAGCAUACACGGAUAUGAAAUACAAAGCACUGUUAGUUCUCCAUGUCAUAAGCAUUUUACUUUUUAAAAAGUGUUUCUUACCAGCUCACCUGAACUUGAGAAGAAAAGAUUUAUAAGUUACUAAAUGUACAUGUGCAUGUCCUGUCUGCCUGCCUGCCUGACUUUGGGAAAGGAGUGGAAGAGGUGCCUCAGGUCUCACUGAGAACAGAGGAAGAGGCUGAAGGUUAGACAGAAGAUCUCUCUGCCUCUGUAGCUCCAAGUCAGCCCAUGUAUUCCACUGCGCAAUUUCAGCAUCUAUCCAGCAUGGCAGCUCUCUAAGAAAAUGUACGCAGAGCAUCAGACUUGCAGCGUGCAGGCAGAGGGGAGGGAGGCACGUGGAACUGACAGGGCAUAACAGAUGCCUGUGAACACUGGCAGCAAAUUGCUCUGACAUAUUGGCUUCCAUCUCUGAAUCAUAGUGGGAGAUGCAAUCAUGUGUUCAGCUGCAAAGCAGAGCGCAGAACAGCAUCUGCAAAAUAAUUAAAUGUUAAAAAUGACUGAGUAAAAUAAACACUAGGUGCUUAUGUGGGGUGCACGGCAGGAGCAGUAAAAGUACUUGCCCUUUAGCAACAGGGGCUGUCAGUGUGAAAUGGAAGAUGCUGACAAUUAAGCAUCCAUAGACCGUAUCCUGCAAGGCACGAAACAUUUGAAAUACGCGAGGAGACAAACCAAAAGUGUACACAGGAUCACGGGGUGUUAAAGAUCUGGUUCUCCACUACUGUGCAUGGAGUCCCACUGUGAUUUAGUGGCAAUUUUCUUUUGAUGCAAAUAAUUAGGGGACAUAUGUGUAUAAAUGGUAGACAUCAAGCAGCUAUGCCAAGAGGUUGCUGCUUGGUUGCAGUGGAACAAUCUACAAGCUACACAGCACUUGCAGGAAUUGUUCUGUGUAAAUAUAAUAAACAAUGCAUACCUGAAAUAGGAAUCCUAACAUCAGUCAAUCACACCAAUGCACAUUACAAUAAGGCAGUUACCUAUAGUAGGCCAAACUCCAAAGGUCUGUGAGACCUUAAAAGACAUUUUAUUUCCACUCCCCCGCCCCCUCCCCUCCCCAGCAAUGUGGAGUUUCACUGCUGGGCUCGUUGUACUCUUCAAAUAGUGAAAAUCAUUCUGUUGCUUCCAAUGCUGACUGAAUAGAAAGGAGCUUUUGAGUAUUCCCUAAAUAAUGCUUACAACUUCCGGAUCUGUUAAGAGUUCCAAGAAGUCAGCGGGAAGAAAAAAAACCCAAACUCUAGAUAUCAACUUCAGCAUGCAUUACACUAGAAUUAAAUUAUUUUAGCACUAUCUACUAUGUUGCACAAGAAAUAAAUUCAGUUAUGUACCAGGUACAAUAAUUUCACUAACUGAUACACUAACACUUCUUAGUCAUACAUUUAUUAUUGGUCAUGUGAUCACCUUACUAAGUUACAGAACAUGCUCUCUAGGUGGUAAGCUGAUGAAACAAUGACAUUUUAUCAUAAAACUCAUACAAAGUAUACUAAUGAAAUCAGCAUUGCUGAUGUCACCAAAAAGAGUAACAUCCACCACAGUGAAUUUUGAGUCUAUUUCAUAGUU